AUGUCAUUAAUAUUCUGGCCUCAGAUUCUUUACUUGGGUACGAUUGUGGACGACUUAUGCUGUGGUAGAACUAGUUUGAUUUUCGAUCGAUACUUUUGGGAAACACGGUUUUUCCACCUUGUUGGAGUGCGUAAUCUAUUGGUCGCACCUUUGGCCGAGGAGCUAAUAUUUCGAGCUUGUAUCAUUUUUCACUUGCAGCGACUGUAUCCAUCGUGUCACGAACUUUGCAUCAUUAGUCCAUUAUUUUUCUCCAUUGCGCAUUUUCAUCACAUCUAUGAACGGGUAUACGAUGGCGAAAGCCUGUGGAAAGCGUUUUUGUCAGCACUUUUUCAGGUGGGAUACACCACAGUUUUCGGUGCCUACUCCGGAUUCUUGAUGUUGCGAACUGGUUGUCUUCUGUGUCUCGAUCGAUUCCCUUAUUUUUCUAUGUAUUUUAAUGCCUACUUCAAUACAGUCUGUUCUCGUGACUCUGGUUUUUCUUCCAUUCAUUGCAGCUUGUCCGAGUGGUUUGCACUUGCCUCUUGUUUCCUUUCAGAGCAAUUACUAAAAAUGACUUGCGUGGAGCGAUUGAAAGGAAAUGUGUCUUUCGAAUCAGUUGGACUCAUCGUGGAUAACUGCCUCAUAGGUCAUGAGCGAGUGGGUCCGACCGAACUGCAUGAGUUAACGUCAUUGACAGCAUUUCUGGAUGGUACGUACUUUGUUCUCAGACAGCUCCUCAGCCGUUUUAAAGCAAUGAAACGGAAGAACGAAACUAAAUCCGAGCCUUACUACGAAAAUGCCUUGUCUGUGAUUGAUCUACUGCUCUGUCCCACUCGCACACCAUCCGACAUUUUAGGGGAACCCGUCAAGCCCAAAUCCGAAAUGGCUCGAAAUACAAGAAUUUCAUAUCUACGACACUUGCUCACCCAAGUAUGGAUCAGUUUUCUCGACAACCAGCUUCCAGAUGAACUGAUGUUGAAAGCACUUCGUUUGCUGGGCGAUGAUCACAUCGGUCGUCUAAGUGAUGCUCGACAGCUGGCGGACUAUGUGAUUCCGGUUUUCGAUUUGCCUGCCACUGGUGACGCCGUCCAGUCGGACAAUGAUCUGUUCGUCCCGCCCUCCUGGUCACGAGCGGUUAGCCGUGCUGUGUUAGCGCUCGUUCACAAGGGAGGAUUGAACUACCCGAGACUUUACCCCAGGCUGUAUGAGCUUCUGGAUGACAGUCUACUUCACUGUCCGGAAGCAGAGCGUUUUUUGUUGGAUCUGGACCUGUAUCUGAGUUCGCUACACUUGGCUGUUGGUGUUGUAGCUGCGUUUAUCAAACGUCUAUCUCAGUUGGCUCUCAUAGCCCCAAUGCGCUUGACUCCAGCGUUUCUGCUUCUCAUUCACAACGCGCUAAAACGACAUCCGAAGUGCGGUAUUUUGGUUAAUCGGACGAGACGUCACCCGCAACCGGAAACAGGCAAGCCAUGUGUUGGAGAUCCUUAUCGAUGGAAUGCGAACAACCUGGAAUCUUCUGGUGCAAUGGAAAGCAGUCUUUGGGAAGUUGCCAGCCUGACACACCACCAUUCUAGCCUGAUUAGCUCUCUAGCCCGGGAUAUUUGUCAUCCGAACCCAGAAAGUGUGAUUGUGGAUUCGACAUCCCCUUCCACGUUGAUCCGGCAGCAGAUUUUGGAUUUGACCGAAAUUUCAGAGGAUGUACACCGGAACCUAUCGAUUUUGUCAAAGUCAAAUGCACAGAUGCCCAUGUUACAGGCACUUGACGGUUGGACCGUGUGACGUGACGUGACACGUAACACAACUUCCCUUGUACAUGCUGCAUAAUUACAGAACUUUGUAAAAAUUUAUCUGCCAUGCGAUUGUACAUCUUAUGGCCUGGAUGGCCACCACAGCUACAACACAUUUCGCUAUGAAACAUGUGAUCUCUGUUCAGUGCCCGG
Messenger RNA from Opisthorchis viverrini, 1919 nucleotides. RefSeq lists its product as hypothetical. Gene Ontology annotation, cellular component: membrane; small-subunit processome; Noc4p-Nop14p complex. Bases 1 to 1758 code for a protein of 585 amino acids. Lineage: Eukaryota; Metazoa; Platyhelminthes; Trematoda; Opisthorchiida; Opisthorchiidae. The record is from RefSeq and is a predicted model, not a curated record. The transcript is spliced from 12 exons. Gene Ontology annotation, biological process: CAAX-box protein processing; ribosome biogenesis. Gene Ontology annotation, molecular function: metalloendopeptidase activity.